AUGGAGAAGUCCAGGAGGAUGGUGGCCAGUGUCCUGCUGUGUGUGCUGUCCGUGGGGCUGUGCCUGGCCCAGCACUGGUCCUACGGCCUCCAGCCCGGGGGCAAGAGGAGCGCCCAGGUCCUGCUGGGACCAUUCCAGGAGAUUGCAAAUGAAAUGGAAAAAUUAGAGGAGGUGCAGCAGAGUGCGUGCCCAGGCUCGUACCAGAAUUCCAGGAGUGGGGAUCUGAAGGAAGCCAUGGAGAGGCUGGUGGAGGGAGAAGGCAGAAGAAAGAAGGUUUAAAAAUUCCAAAGUGAAAUGGAGC
Messenger RNA from Vidua macroura (Pin-tailed whydah), 301 nucleotides. It is a transcript of the gene GNRH1, whose product is annotated as gonadotropin releasing hormone 1. Gene Ontology annotation, molecular function: gonadotropin hormone-releasing hormone activity. Lineage: Eukaryota; Metazoa; Chordata; Aves; Passeriformes; Viduidae. Gene Ontology annotation, cellular component: extracellular region. The transcript is spliced from 3 exons. The record is from RefSeq and is a predicted model, not a curated record. Gene Ontology annotation, biological process: multicellular organism development. Bases 1 to 279 code for a protein of 92 amino acids.